Messenger RNA from Chinchilla lanigera (long-tailed chinchilla), 2381 nucleotides. Its product is annotated as tripartite motif-containing protein 34. Gene Ontology annotation, molecular function: protein binding; zinc ion binding. The record is from RefSeq and is a predicted model, not a curated record. The transcript has 8 exons. Bases 218 to 1678 code for a protein of 486 amino acids. Lineage: Eukaryota; Metazoa; Chordata; Mammalia; Rodentia; Chinchillidae.
GGGAGUUUCACUUUCAUUUGUCAGCCAGCAACUCGGGAAGGAGAGAGAGACUGCAGGCAGGCCAAGCCCCUUGGGGUGAGUGAAUUCCACCCAGGAGUUCUCCACAAUCUUCAAGCAGGAGUCGAGAUUUGCACCCUGGGGCCUGAAGCCAUCGAGAAGUCUUUAAGUGAGAAGAACCUCAGGAAUUAGGACAGAAGAAGCCCAGGGAGCAGUUGCAAUGGCUUCCAAAGCCCUGGCAAAGCCAGAGAAGCAGGUGACUUGCCCCAUCUGCCUGGAGCAGCUGACAGAACCACUGAGUCUAGGCUGCGGCCACAGCUUAUGCCAAGCCUGCGUCACCGUGGACAGCGAGGAGGCAGAGACCGGCUCAGGGAAGGAGCGCGGCUGUCCCCUGUGCGGGUGCAGGGACGUCCGCAGGGAUCUGGAGGCUGAUCGGCCCCAGGCUGAUGAAGUGGAGAAACUCCGGGAGGUGCAGUUGAGCACAGGCACUGGGAAGAAGGCAGAUUUCUGUGCACUGCAUGGAGAGAAACUCCAACUCUUCUGUCAGGAGGACCAGAAGUUCCUCUGCUGGCUCUGCGAGCGUUCUCGGGAACACAGGGGCCACCACACGUUCCUCAGGGAGGAGGUAGCCCGGGAGUGUCAGGAGAGACUCCAGGCAGCUCUCCAGAGGCUGUGGGCAGAGCAGCAGGAAGCUGAGAAGUUGAAAGCUGCCAUCAGGGAAGAUAGAGCUUCUUGGAAGGGUGAGGUGCACACCGAGAGACAAAGGAUACGAGGAGAAUUCUUUUGGCUUAGAAGCAUCCUGAACAUUGAGGAGCAGAUAGAGCUGCACAGAUUGGAGGAGGAAGAAAAAAAGACACUGGACAGUUUGGCGCAAGCUGAGGAUGAGCUGGCUCAGCAGAGCCAGGUGCUGAAAGAGCUCAUCUCAGAUCUGGAGCGUCGCAGUCAGUGGUCCACAGUGGAAGUGCUGCAGGACAUGAGUGGCAUUAUGAAAUGGAGUGAGAUCUGGACGCUGAGGAAGCCAAAAUCUCCUUCUACAAAACUGAAGCGUGUAUUUCAGGCCCCAAGGCUGAGUACAGUGCUGCGAAUGUUCAGAGAGCUGAAAGAUAUCCAAGACUACUGGGUGGAUGUUACACUGAAUCCCGUCAACCUAAAUUUGAAUCUUGUGCUUUCGGAGGAUCACAGACAAGUGAGAGCUGUGCCAAUUUGGCCAUUCAAGUGUGAUAAUUAUGGGAUUUUAGGCUCCCAGUAUUUCUCCUCGGGAAAACAUUAUUGGGAAAUCGAUGUAUCCAACAAGACUGCCUGGCUCCUGGGUGUAUACUGUAGAAAACCUUCUAGAAAGUUCGAUAGUAGUUGCAGCACAACCCGUACAAACACUUGCUCUAGGUACAGACCUCAACAUGGCUACUGGGUUAUAGGGUUACGGGAGAAAUUUGAAUAUUACGCCUUCGAUGAAUCUUCUUCUUCAGGUCCUAAGGUGGUGGCGCUUUCUGUGGAUAUUCCUCUCUGUCGCAUUGGGGUUUUCCUCAACUUUGAAGCAGGCACUGUCUCCUUUUACAACAUCACGAACCAUGGGUCACUCAUCUACACAUUCCGUAAUUGUUUCUAUCCUCGGCCUGUUUAUCCAUAUUUCAACCCCUGGAACUGUCCAGUCCCCUUGACUUUGUGCCCCCCAAGCUCCUGAAUGCUCCCAUCCCUUCAUCUACUUGUGGGACUCCUGCCUUAAGGUCAUCUCUGCGACAGAGCACAUCUCUACUAUUCAGAAUACCUCUGCCCUGUGACUGCCCUUCUGUACUUGGGAGCUUUUACUCAUUCUUGAGAUGUACAGUGUAUUUUGCUUGGAUUAAGAGGGAAUUUAUUCCUCUUCAUAUUCUCACAAACAUCAGUCCCUCCCAAAGAUGGAUCCAUAUUGGUAUAAGAUCCACAUCCUCCCAUUUCUCCGUAUUUCUCUUGAUCACUGAUCUGAAGCCUGUUAGCCACCUAGUCAUAUUUUGUAAGGAUCACCCUCAUGAGCUGCACACAAUAAUUUAAGAUUCUUUAAAGAAAUAUCAGCUUGUGAUACCCCAGGUUCAUCCGGGAGUCCGGGAGAGGAAAAUAAACAUAAGUAGUAGACAUACCCAGAGUUAUGUCCAGAGUAUUUGAGUUCAAAUCCUGUGUCUUUUUUCAUAAGCUCUGUCACAGAUAUAUUCUGGGUUUCUUUCUUCUAAAAUACAAAGUGGGAUUUACCCUUAAACUCAGUGUGAGGAACCAAAUGUCACUAAAUGUAAACUAUCUAAAGUGAUUAGUAUGUAAUAAAUUCUUGCCUUUGUGAUGACUGAAAGUUAUACUCUAAGUUUCUGUCCUAUAUAUCAAUUUUGUGCCUUCAUAAUAAUAAUGUUUGUACUGAA